This is a messenger RNA of Tricharina praecox, 798 nucleotides long. RefSeq lists its product as uncharacterized. Gene Ontology annotation, molecular function: ribosome binding. Gene Ontology annotation, cellular component: mitochondrial inner membrane. The transcript has a single exon. The record is from RefSeq and is a predicted model, not a curated record. The annotation marks the transcript as partial. Lineage: Eukaryota; Fungi; Ascomycota; Pezizomycetes; Pezizales; Pyronemataceae. Gene Ontology annotation, biological process: intracellular monoatomic cation homeostasis.
GUCAACUCCCCCGCCAGCAGCAUCCCCGCGCCGAUUUCCCUCCCCUCACGCACGCCCGACACGAGUACAUUUAUGCACCUCUUCCGCGUCGGCAAAGCGUACUUGACCUUUUUCAAAUCCGGCUUUUCGGCUAUCCUUUCGAACUACAAAUCGACCCGGUCGCUGCAAGACCUAGCGGACAAGCACGGCCUCCCCACGCUCGUCUCCUCCGCCCGCAUCACCCGCACCCAGUACCAGCACCUCGUCCGCGCCCGCCACGAUAUCCUCCGCGUCCCCGCCUUCGGCCUGAUCUUUAUCGUGUUCGGCGAGACUAGCCCGUUCAUCCUCCCGUUCGUCCCGCACCUCGUCCCGUACCCCUGCCGUAUCCCGCAGCAGCUGAACCGGCAGCGGCGACUGGCCGCCGAGGCGCGCACAAAGGCGUUCGCUUCACUAGCCGCGGAGCCGACCGCGGAGAUCGCAAAACGGGAGCUGGGACAGCUGAACAGUGAGGAGCUGCGCCAUGUAGCCCGCGUCUUGGGCGUGGACUCGCUCCUACUCCCGCUCGAGGGCCUGCGAAGACACCGCGUCGCGAAAAGGGUGGAGCACUUGGCGCUCGACGAUGCGCUGUUGCAGCGCGGCGGCGGCGUCGAGGCGCUGGAUGCGGGCGAGGAGCUGGUCAUGGCCGCGCAGGAGCGCGGGAUCGAUACGUUCGGCAGACAGGAGCGCGAUAUUAGGGAUGCGCUGGCGGGGUGGGAGAAGGUUACGAAAGCUGUGGGAGGGGUUAGGGCGGGCGUGUGGUUGCUGAAGCCGGAGACGUGG